Molecule: messenger RNA, 2515 nt
Organism: Hevea brasiliensis (rubber tree)
Lineage: Eukaryota; Viridiplantae; Streptophyta; Magnoliopsida; Malpighiales; Euphorbiaceae
Product: serine/threonine-protein kinase PBL34
Exons: 6
Coding region: 358-1806 (482 amino acids)
Biological process (GO): protein phosphorylation
Molecular function (GO): ATP binding; protein kinase activity
Source: RefSeq, a predicted model, not a curated record
AUGUAUUCUAUCAUAUGAUUUCUUGUCGGAAUAUGCCAAGGUUACUGUCAUGACCAAUCUCUUUGUCUCUCUUGCCCGGCCUGCCCUUUUUCUCUGUUUCAAACUGCCCAUUUUCCUGUUGUUGAUCACUUUCCCUCUUUCUCAAGCACCCUCUCUCUCUCUCUCUCUCUCUCUCUCUCUCUCUCUCUCUCAAGCCUCCUUUUGACUAAAAUUUACAACUGGGUAUCACUGGUUUUCACUUGUGAUCCAUUUUUUCUUUUGUUUUUGAUGGGUUCAAAUGAUUUGAAGUGAGAUGCUUUGAAAUGGGUUCUCUUUGUUUUUAUUAGUUUUUGAGCUUUUCACUGAAUUUUUGUGGAGAUGGGUUUGGGUCCUGAUUCUAUAAAGGUAAAGAAUUUUGAAGAUAAAUCAAAAAGCAAGAAGAAGAAAUAUGAGGGAAGUAGAAAGGAGGAGGAAGAGGAGAGUGGGUGUUGGGCUAAAUUCAGAUUGAUGGGAGGUUGCAUGCCUUCAAGAUCAAAAGUUGAUAGCUCUCUAAGCGGUACCACCACUCAAUAUGUGGAAUCUAAAUCUACAGAUGAGAAGAGCAAAGACCAACCAGUUGUUCCUGUGAUGUCCUCUACAACUAGUAAUGGAGAAAGUGCUCCAUCGACUCCAAAAUUCAGUGAGGAACUGAAGCUUGCUUCUCAGCUCCGAAAGUUUACUUUCAACGACCUUAAAUUAGCAACCAGGAAUUUCAGGCCUGAGAGUCUUCUUGGAGAGGGUGGUUUUGGCUGUGUCUUCAAAGGGUGGGUGGAGGAGAAUGGAACUGCUCCAGUGAAACCUGGCACAGGACUUACGGUAGCAGUGAAAACCCUCAACCAUGAUGGACUUCAGGGUCAUAAGGAGUGGCUUGCUGAAGUUAACUUUCUUGGCAACCUUCUCCAUCCCAAUUUGGUUAAAUUGAUCGGUUAUUGUAUUGAAGAUGAUCAGAGGUUGCUGGUGUAUGAGUUUAUGCCUAGAGGAAGUUUGGAGAACCACCUCUUCAGAAAAGGGUCCUUGCCUCUUCCUUGGUCUAUCAGAAUGAAAAUUGCACUUGGUGCUGCAAAGGGUCUUGCCUUCCUUCAUGAAGAGGCUGAAAGAUCAGUGAUAUAUCGUGAUUUUAAGACAUCUAAUAUCUUAUUAGAUGCGGAUUACAAUGCCAAGCUCUCUGAUUUUGGACUUGCCAAAGAUGGUCCCGAAAGUGGUAAAACUCAUGUAUCUACUCGAGUAAUGGGAACAUAUGGCUAUGCUGCCCCAGAAUAUUUGAUGACUGGACAUUUGACCUCAAAGAGUGAUGUCUACAGUUUUGGAGUAGUUUUGCUUGAAAUGCUGACUGGCAGAAGAUCCAUGGACAAAAACCGCCCAAAUGGGGAGCACAACCUUGUUGAAUGGGCAAGACCUCAUUUGGGAGAUCGGAGAAGGUUCUACAGAUUAUUAGAUCCUCGUCUUGAAGGUCACUUUUCAAUCAAAGGUGCUCAGAAAGCUAUACAACUGGCUGCUCAGUGUCUUAGCCGUGAUCCCAAAACUAGACCCCGAAUGAGCGAAGUUGUUGAAACACUAAAGCCUUUGCCUAGCUUGAAGGAUAUGGCCAGCUCUUCCUAUUAUUUCCAAACUAUGCAAGCAGAUCGGAACAAGUCAAAUAUGCAUAAUAAAAAUGGCAUCAGAACACAGGGAGGAUUUAUAACAAGGAAUGGACAACCAUUGAGGAGCUUAUCCAGUCUAAGUGAUUCACGUGCUUCUCCAUAUAACCAGCCAUACCAGUCACCAAAACCUAAUGGGAAAAAAUCAUAGAACUAUAGUUGUGUUUGUGUAUAUCUUCUACUGGCUCGUCUUUGUUGGUAGCUUCAUCAGUCGCAUAUGUUAAGUAAAAGAAAUAGUGCAGAGGAUGGUUCCAUCAUUUUCUCUGUGGAGAGAUGAUUUUUUCUUAUUCAUCUGUUACACUCAAUCGGUCAAAUGAUGUAACAAGGCUCCUCAACUUACACUGCCAUUGUGGUACGUAAUCAUCGAAUCAACGAGAUCCAUAUGCCUUACUUCCUGUUUGAUUACUUUCUCUUAUGAAUUGUCUGUUGAGUAAUUGAAGUCUUACUGGAGAUUGACAAGAUACUGGGAAAUAUGAUUAAGUUACUGUAUGUGGUGAAAUUUGGGUGGUGAAGGUGUAACAGCUAUUGGUAAGCUUUGAGACUCAGUAAGUGGGUGUGAAGGGAAUUUUUAUUUGGUUUUUGAUGUCAUCAUCCAAAGAUGCAGCUUUCACACGCCUCUCUACCUUUACAUUAACCUCGCUUCUUUUUAUAUUUUUAAGCUCGUUGUUUCUGUGCAAAUGGGUCUCUCUGCUAUGGCAUUGAUGUAAAUAUAGGUAUCUUGAAAUAUGGGACUCUUUACUGUGUAUCUCCUGAUGAAAUUUUAGAAUACUUUGAAAAAGAAAGCAUAGGAUGAUGUAUAUUUUUCCUACUUCAAUUGACAUUAAGUGUUGCUUCUCAUUAAUUUAACUUCAGUUCAACUA